Messenger RNA from Racocetra persica, 342 nucleotides. The record is from the annotation of a GenBank genome assembly. NCBI's taxonomy places the organism in Eukaryota, Fungi, Glomeromycota, Glomeromycetes, Diversisporales, Gigasporaceae.
UUGUUGACUGCGGCCGAAGUUCGUCAGCAAGUAGAGAAACAAAAAAAAUCUCGUUGGAAUUUCGAAAAAAUAUUGGCUCAUUCUUCUAGCGAAGAGGCAGUUAAACCAUUACAAAAAUUACUAGGUCCUAAAGGGCUUUAUCCGACCAAAAAAAACGGUUCUCUAACCGAGAGUAUAUUACAAGAAAUUGCUAAAUUUCAACAAGGAGAAACAGAGUUAAAGACCGACAAAGGAGGUAAUAUUCAGGCCGUAAUCGGCAGCAGCAAUUUUAGUUCCGAGCAAUUGGCCGAAAAUUACACAACGAUAUAUAAUAAAGUAACCGAACUAAAACCAACCGGUUGA